AUCACCAAAAGUAUCACAUCCGUCAAAUUCUAUUAACUAUCUACCCUAAAUUCACAAUGAAAGCGGUUUUUGCCUUUACGAUUCUUACAGCAUUGAGCCAAAAUGCACUUGCACAAUCGUGUAUACCUGACGGCGACAUUGGACCAAGCCCCCCAAAGCGGCAACUGUUGCGCUGGCUGCGCAUGGAAUAGUUAUUGCAAUGGCAGAGGCGGUAUAACGUACUAUUGCCCAUCGGUCUCAGGCACUAGAUGUAACUUAAAAGGCCCUUCUCAGCCCUGUUUCUAGGCUGUAAAUUUCAGCGUGUUGUGGGAAAAGAAUCAAGAGGCUAAAAUUACAUUGUGUAUUUCUGCGCCAGAAUGACUCUUAUGUAGAGUUUAUAUCAACAUAGAUGUGUACUCAAUCGGUAUACAUAUUUACGCUC
Pyrenophora tritici-repentis Pt-1C-BFP is the source of this 421-nucleotide messenger RNA. RefSeq lists its product as uncharacterized. The record is from RefSeq and is a predicted model, not a curated record. NCBI's taxonomy places the organism in Eukaryota, Fungi, Ascomycota, Dothideomycetes, Pleosporales, Pleosporaceae.